Fusarium venenatum is the source of this 276-nucleotide messenger RNA. The record is from RefSeq and is a predicted model, not a curated record. NCBI's taxonomy places the organism in Eukaryota, Fungi, Ascomycota, Sordariomycetes, Hypocreales, Nectriaceae.
AUGCUGGCGAAACUCGGUACACAGUUGGACGGAAUUCGUGGAGGUGAACUGACAAUCGCCAGUAAAGAAGAUGCAGAGUAUUUGAGAAGCCGAAGUGGCAUGGUAGACGCUGAAGAACUCACGCCUACUCCCGAAGAUACUGACUCACCAAGAGAUGAUAUCCCUAUACUGGGUCUGGGGGGGGGGGAUGGUGUUCUAAGCUCAUCGUAUACUACUGCUGGUUGGUUUGGCCAACGUCGUACUGGAGGUAAAUAUGCGCAAGUGGAUCACGCAUAA